Messenger RNA from Ornithorhynchus anatinus (platypus), 4426 nucleotides. RefSeq names its product RBBP8 N-terminal like (gene RBBP8NL). Gene Ontology annotation, molecular function: single-stranded DNA binding; flap-structured DNA binding; double-strand/single-strand DNA junction binding. NCBI's taxonomy places the organism in Eukaryota, Metazoa, Chordata, Mammalia, Monotremata, Ornithorhynchidae. The record is from RefSeq and is a predicted model, not a curated record. Gene Ontology annotation, cellular component: site of double-strand break. The transcript is spliced from 13 exons. Bases 63 to 2168 code for a protein of 701 amino acids. Gene Ontology annotation, biological process: double-strand break repair via homologous recombination; DNA double-strand break processing involved in repair via single-strand annealing.
AAUAGCCCCCAGGGCAGCAGCCCCUCCCAGGGCUUGGGAGAGCCAGGCUGAAGGCCCUGGCCAUGGAGAGCUUCACUGAGUCUCUCAGUAGGCUGAAGGACAUCCAUGAGAAGGAAGUCCUAGGACUGCAGACAAAGCUGACAGAGCUGAACACAGAGAAGUGUCGCGACUCACAGAGGAUUGAAGAACUUUUUGCCAAAAACCACCAGCUAAGGGAGCAGCAGAAAGCCCUUAAGGAGAAUGUAAAAGUACUAGAAAAUAGGCUGAGAGCGGGCCUCUGCGACCGGUGUAUGGUCACCCAGGAACUUGCCAAGAAAAAGCAGCAUGAGUAUGAGAACUCCCACUUCCAAAGUCUGCAGCACAUCUUCAUCCUUACCAAUGAAAUGAACGGCCUAAAAGAAGAAAACAAAAAUUUGAAGGAGGAACUGAAGAGGUUGCAGAACCUGGAGGAAAGGACCAAGCACCACAGGACCAUAUCCAGAGAAAGCAGCUCCACCCCUGAUUCGCCCUUGUCCUUACUGUCUCCCGUCAACAGGAAAGCCAGUACUGAGAAACCUGUGAGCAGAGAUGCUGAAGAGGAAUAUCUUCCCCGUGCACAGUUGGGAGAAGAAAAGUCAACAGGAUUCAGAACUUCUCCAGUCACUAAAAUUUCCACCGGAACACCUCUCCCCGAGAUGCGAAUUCUGGAAAUGAACCCCCAGAGGAUAGCCAACCAGUUACACGGGACCAUUGCUGUGGUGAGGCCAGGCUCUCGCUCCUGCCUCUCAGACAGGAGCUCUUCAGAGACAACCACUCCACCGCCCACUAGGAGAAGCCCAUCAUCGCCACCAGGUGAACGCAGCCUCUCCCUUGAUAGUUACCUGAGAGCCAGUAAACCAGAGUCUCAUGAAGUGACUUCAUCUUAUGAGACCCUGAAGCUGACCGCCCGGAGUGAACAACUCUGCCUCCUCAACCAGCACCUCUCUUUGCAUCGAUUCGGGCUACGGAGUCACUACCCUUCUGCAGGCAGAGAAAAUAGUUUCUCAACCCAAAUGUUCCAGACCAAAGAUGUGGAGACGAGAACCCGGAUGCAGGACUGGGAAGAUCAGCCGGCCAUUCUAGACCUUCCUGGGGCUAUUGUUUACAUGAGGGACCAGCGACUGGAGGGAACACUUCAAUUUCUUGAGCAGAGGGAGAGGCUCCAAUUUCUCCUGGCACAGCAGCAGGAGCGAGAACUACGAAUCCGAACAGAGAGCUCUAGAAACCAAAUUCCAGUUCCCACAGCUCCAGAAGAAAAGCUCCCUUUGCCCCUCCAGACUACAGAGUCAAGGGGCAGAGAAAGCCAGAAGGAGGAAAAUAUGUCGGUGGGAUUCAAAGAAACAGACAGAAAUGUGCUUUUGGAGGACACAGACGCAUCUGACCAAGGGGAAACAAAUGAGGCAACUAGGGAUUAUUUGAUGGACAAACCUCUAGACCUAUCAGAUUAUGGGAGAGGUCGGGAGGCACCCAAAUUAACCAGUUGGCUCAAAUCCCCCAGACUGGCAGAAGGUCAGUGCCUAAGUCCAAAGUUGGAUGAAAAGGUUUCUCAUCAGAACAUCAAGAGUUUGAAUCCCCAGCCUCUAGAGAGUGAACAUUCUUCAUCCUCCCUCAGCAGGCUCCAGGAUCCCAACCAAGGAGAUCCUAAGAGAAGUGAAGAAGGGCCUGCAGACCAAGCAGGAGAACAUGUGGUUUCCUAUGAUCAGACAGCUUCACCCCAAGAACAUCACCCUAAUAAACUAGCUUCAGGAGAGGCUGAAAAUGAACCAGGAAUAAGACUGAGAUUGUCUCUCCGAACUCAGAAACAAGAAACAGACACUCAACCAGAGAAUGACGAUGCUGAGUCUGUGAAAAGAGAGUCUGAUGAGCCUGACACUUCAGACAGUGAGGUGGCUCCCAAUUACAACCCUGGAAUCCUUCAAGAUGUACAGGUAGAAGACCUCAAAUACUUCUGUGUGAAGGAUAAGAUUCAAGGUUUGCAAAAGAAAAGGAAAAGGGGGCAGGAUCCCUGGAUGAAAGCAUCAUCUAAGAAGCCUUUGAGGGGAAAGAAGAAAAUUAAAGACAUGCUGACCCAGGCUGAUGAACAGGGAAGUCCAAAGGAGCUGGAUAAUCCCUGUCUGUCUUCCAGCAGUGAAAUCUUUGAGGAGACAUAGCCCAAUAGGCCAGUGAAAGGAAGUUCAGAAGCCUCUUUUCCUUGGGAGUAAUAAACAUUUGCCUGCCAAGCAACUGAGUCCGGUGGACCUGGCCCUGAAACAGCAAUGAUCCUGGACAAAACAAAUGUCGCCCUCUCCUCCUUUCACUCCCAAACCUCAUUAACUGUCCCACAAAUUCCACAGAUCUACUGUCUUCUCACAUCUGGAGAAAAGCAAGGCCCAGAAUGGUAGUGAUGAUAAUCUGGGCUGGUAUCUAAAACUGCACACCACUUUAAAGGAAAAAGACACGAUUGUGAUCAGUCAAAGGAAUACCAGGCCAUUCCUGGCACCUCACAGAGUCAAGAAAGCAAUCUUUGUCUCAAAGUGACAUAAUACAGCUGGUAUACUGCCAACCUAUGGACUUUAAAAGAAAUAUGUGGAGAACUCUUUCCCUCUCCCCAUUUUUUAAAUUCUCGUCUACUGGCUGAAAUGCACGGGUAAUAUCCAAGAUACUGAAAGUAUUCUCAAUUGCUCUUUCCCUUGGAUGCACAGGGCUUAAGUGGUUGCAGGACUGGGCCAGGUGGUCAGCCCCACAUCUAAUCUCACCUGGCUCUAAAUUGGUAUGAGAACUUUGGGGGUUAGUAGGGAGAUAGGGAGACUGUAGGCAGGUGGCCUUGCAAACCUGUGUGAAAAGAGGUCAGGGAGGUAGCUAAGGUUUCUGGGAAUUGGUAGCAUCCUACCUGAUAUCUUUAGGAGCUGGGAUUAGGGGUGGGUGCUAGACACUGUUCUUCCCCACUCUCCCGUUGGAAAAGCAUGGGAGUUUAUCUCACAGACCACGGGAAAAAUGCCAGAUGAUUUCUGGGAUAAUCCAACUCUGGAGGGGAAUUUUCCCUGUAACCAACACACUGAUAUGUCUUGUCCUUUCACUACUCAAAGAAGGAGGGGAGUCCAGAAAGGCAGGUUCCUGAGAAAGGAAAUAAGACCUCAAGCUUCCUUGUGAAAAACCCCAAAGCAACUAAAUGAAACUGGAGCAACUGUAAUAGAGAUCCUCUUGGCCCCAGAGCAGUGAGGAAGGGAGAAAAGAGAAAAGAGAUGUUAAGGGAGGAGGAAGGGAAGGGACUAUUCAUAUCAUUCCUUGCCACACCCUGAAGGUUGAUCUCAAAGCCUUUACUGACUCACUAGUGGCUUCCUGCCUUCCAGGAACACAGACAGGGAAGUGGGGUGUUGAAUAGAACAAAAUGGCCACCAAGAUAGUUGAGAAGCAGACAAACCUGGGAAUGUACAAUUCUUCCCCCAGAGAAAGAGUCUGUGAUGAGCCUCAGUAACUAAGGUCCCUUUACUUCUCAGUAGUACAGACAUAGGCAAACUUAGAUUACACUGGAAGACAAGGAGAACAAUUUCUAAAUCUUACAAUAGCAAACUUACCUCCCCAAAACAGCAUGGGAUCUCCCUGCUCCUGCCCAUUUCUUGGUGGUAACAAUAAACUCUGAAAUGGCCCAGAGCCCAAAAAACGUAGGGCAAACAGAGGGGAAGAAGCAUCAGAUCUGAAUAAUCCACAAACUGAAUAAUCAGCCUUCGAAUAAGGGAGAAUUCACAGUUUAAUGUUUUCCUGGAUGCCACAUUUUCCUCGCAACAUUCUCAAAACCACAAGAACAUAACUGACCAUUUGCCAUCUCGUUUUUUGGGUUCUUUUUUGAAAAAGGGUACUGUGAUGUUUUGGUCCAGGCAUCUGGCUAGAAAGCAGGGUUCUGACCUUGGCUCAGUCUCCUAACAUCAUUUUCUUUUGUCUGUGCAAUAAAGACUUUCCUUGUUCUAAGGAGUAGGAAAAAUCACUAUAGGGAAAGUGGCAUGAAGGUGAAAUGAACUCAGUUUUAGAAGGAAAACCAGAUAGAGUGAAAAAAGACCUGAUCGUUACGAGGCCCCCUUCUACAAGAGAAUUUAAUGUCUUUCAUAGUCUAGGUCUGCCACCUAGUGGAAAUGAUUGGUUCUGUGUUUCCCUAUCACUGAAUGAAACUGAAAUAGAGAAUUCACUAAAAUGUUUUUUUAAAGUACAGCAAAUUAAGAGGAGAAUCAAUAGAUAAGUGUACACUCUACAAAUUUGAGACCGAUAUAGAACAUGAUUCUAGGUUGGGUACUAGUCUCCUUGGUCACGGAACCCCGCGUAUCUAAAAAUCCUUGUUGUAAAGUAUUUUAGGAUACUCUAGUUCAGAAAAGUGCAAUGUGAAAUUCUGAAUGUUUUUAUUGUCAGAAAAAUGUGAAAAAUAUUGUUAAAAAAAUAA